Molecule: messenger RNA, 753 nt
Organism: Trachymyrmex cornetzi
Lineage: Eukaryota; Metazoa; Arthropoda; Insecta; Hymenoptera; Formicidae
Exons: 1
Coding region: 1-753 (250 amino acids)
Source: RefSeq, a predicted model, not a curated record
AUGGCCCUAUAUGGCGCCCCAGUGUGGGCGUAUGAAAUAUACAAGAAUAGGAAGUGUCCGCAAACCAUCAGGCAAACGCAGAGAAGAAUGGCUGGUAGGCUCAUCCGAGUCUAUAGGACGACCUCGUGGAUUGCCAACUCAGUGCUGGCAGGGAUGCCACCUCUUGAGUUGGAGGCCAGGAGGCAAGAAGAAGCAUACGCAAGGAUUACCGAUAUAAGGAGAAAUACUCCGACUGAUAUCCCGGUACCCAAGGCUACCAUCGAGGGCAUCAGGGAGGAGACCAAGCGAAACCUGGUUAGAAAGUGGAAGGCAUGGCUGAACGAUCAAACACCCGAGGAGGACGUCGUCGUCAGAGCCAUACAAGGUCAAUUGGAAGACUGGCUGGAGGCGAAAGUGGGGCUCUCCUUCCGGGCGACCCAGGUCCUGACGGGACAUGGUUGUUUCGGACGGUACAUGUGUCGCAUCGGGAGGGAGCUCACGCCGGAAUGCUGGAGCUGCGGGGCGGAGGUAGACUCCGCGAGGCACACGCUUCGUUACUGUCCGGCUUGGACGGCAGAAAGGAACGCGCUGCAGGAUGUAUUGGGGCAGAACCUCUACUGGAGGGCGAUCAUUACGGCCUUGAGAAGGGAAGACGGGAGGAGAGCCUUCUUGGAAUACUGUGAGGUGGUUAUGGCCAAGAAGGAGGUCAUCGAAAGAGACAGAGAGAGGAUGGCUGGAUUACCAGCCCAGGGUGCGAAUAGAAUAGGGGGAUGA